This is a messenger RNA of Rhineura floridana, 1646 nucleotides long. RefSeq names its product keratin, type I cytoskeletal 14-like. Bases 104 to 1501 code for a protein of 465 amino acids. The record is from RefSeq and is a predicted model, not a curated record. Gene Ontology annotation, cellular component: keratin filament. Gene Ontology annotation, molecular function: structural molecule activity. The transcript has 8 exons. NCBI's taxonomy places the organism in Eukaryota, Metazoa, Chordata, Lepidosauria, Squamata, Rhineuridae.
GGGAUAAAAGGAGCAUGGAGCAUGAGAGAGCCGCUAGUUUUCUCAGCCUUUUAGAACGUAGUGCAAACAUCUCUCUUGGGUGUCUCUCCAUUUCCUGACAGCAAUGGCUACCACUAUCAGGAAAUACACCUCUUCUUCUUCUGUGAAGGGCCCUUCAUUUGGUGGGUGCGCCCCUCAGCUUUCCUCCGUCCAUCUUGGUGGUGGGUACAGAGCCCCGAGCAUCCAUGGUGGAGCUGGUGGCAUCUCCAUCUCUUCCUCCCGCUAUGUCUCUGGAGUAGGAAAUGCUCUUGGUGGUGGCUAUGGGGGCAGCUACUGUAGCAACUUUGGUGGAGGCUUUGGUGGAGGCCUUGGUGGAGGCCUUGGUGGUGGGUUUGGUGGAGGCUUUGGUGGAAGCUUUGUUGCUACUGGUGGUGAAGGCCUCCUGCUUGGUGGGGGCGAGAAGGAAACCAUGCAGAAUCUGAACGACCGCCUGGCUUCCUACCUGGACAAGGUGCGGGCACUGGAGGAAUCCAACACUGAACUGGAGGUUAAGAUCCGGGAGUGGCACAAGAAGCAGGCACCUGGUCCAGAUCGUGAUUACAGCCCAUAUUUCAGGACCAUUGAGGAUCUGCGGAGCAAGAUCCUUGCUGCCACCGUUCAGAAUGCCGGUGUCCUCUUGCAGAUUGACAAUGCUAAGUUGACCGGCGAUGACUUCAGAACCAAGUUUGAGACCGAGCAGGCACUGCGCAUGAGUGUUGAGGCUGACAUCAAUGGCCUGCGCAGAGUCUUGGAUGAACUAACCCUGGCCAGAUCUGACCUGGAAAUGCAGCUAGAAAAUCUAAAGGAGGAGCUGGCUUACCUGCACAAGAACCAUACGGAGGAAAUGAAUCUUUUCCGAAGCCAGACUGGUGGUGAAAUCACUGUGGAAAUGGAUGCUGCUCCUGGGGUGGAUCUGACCAAGGUCCUGGCAGAGAUGCGUGAACAGUAUGAGACCUUGGCGGAGAAGAACCGCAAAGACGCCGAGCAGUGGUUCUUCAGCAAGACUGAAGAGCUGAACCGUGAAGUCGCCAUGCAUACGGAGCAACUGCACAGUGGCAAGUCAGAAAUCACAGAACUGAGACGUACCCUCCAAGGCUUGGAGAUAGAGCUGCAGGCCCAGCUUAGCACGAAAGCAGCUCUGGAAGGCAGCCUGGCAGACACAGAGGCCCGCUAUGGGUCCCAGCUCGCCCAGAUCCAGGCUCUGGUCGUCAGUGUGGAGGAGCAGCUAGCUGAGCUGAGGUGUGACAUGGAGCGCCAGAACCACGAAUACAAGAUCCUCCUCGAUACCAAGACCCGCCUGGAACAAGAGAUCAUCACCUACCGCCGCCUGCUGGAGGGAGAGGACACCCAUAUUUCUUCCCAGUACUCAUCGGCAAUAUGUAGCGGACCUGCAACCACCCGUCAGGUCCGCACAAUUGUCGAGGAGGUCCAAGAUGGAAAAGUGAUUUCGUCUCGCGAACAGGUCCAUGUCUCUGGGCGUUAAGUACCUUGAACACAUCAGCUUUGCCCCCUCAUUUGUGUUCCUGCUCUGAGUUUUAGUUUCCUGCUCUACUCCUUAUCAGCAUCUAUUUGAACUCUUGUAUGGCUGUACCCACAAGGCUCUAAUAAAGCAUUUUCAUUCUGGCAAA